This is a messenger RNA of Parnassius mnemosyne (clouded apollo), 465 nucleotides long. The record is from the annotation of a GenBank genome assembly. NCBI's taxonomy places the organism in Eukaryota, Metazoa, Arthropoda, Insecta, Lepidoptera, Papilionidae.
AUGUUAAGUGAUACGGAGCGCAUGGCUGCAUGUGCAGCCGCUGUCGUUUUAUUCAGUGGUGAACGUUUGAUAAACCAAGCAAAAAUAAAGCAGAGGAAACGACUCUGGUGGGUGUCGUCAUUCAACAAAAGCCGAUCAAGUUAUAAUGCAACUAAUAUGCUGAGUGAUUUUGUACGCGAAACUAGCGGAACAUUUGAAAAUUUCUGCAGGAUGUCUCAAGAUGAUUUUACGUUCCUUCUUAAUAAGAUUGGCCCUCAUAUCUCAAAGAUUGAUACGAAUAUGAGACAGUGCAUACCAAUUCAAGAACGAUUUGCUAUUGCACUUAGAUUUUUGGCUACUGGAGGUAGUUACAAAAGCCUCUCAUACUUAUUUAAGGUUUCAAAACAAACAGUCUCAAGAUGCAUUGUAGACGUCUGCAAAGCCAUAAUACAAGAAUUAAAGGAAGAAAUAAAAGUAAGUUGUUAA